CCCUCCUCGCUUCCCGUCCUCCUGACAGCAGAGAGCAGAGUUCAGCCAGGCCUCUGGAGUUCUGUGAAUAUACCCUGGGGUUUUACUCGUCGUAAUGCACAGAUUAAAGAUCAUUUCGGGACACUUGUCUCACCCCGGCUCCUCUGAACACAGACGGGACUUAUGGAGGUCCGACUGCGGGUCUUCGGGCAGCAGCAGCCCGGAGGAUGUGGUGGUGGUUCACGGGAUGAGGACCGCUGUCGGGAAGGCGAAGAGAGGAGCCUUCAAAGACACCACGCCUGACGAGCUGCUGAGUGCAGUGAUGAAGGCUGUGCUGACUGACGUUGGACUCUCAGCCGACAAACUGGGAGACAUUUGUGUCGGUAACGUGCUGCAGCCCGGUGCCGGUGCUCUGGUGGCCAGGAUAGCUCACUUCCUCAGCGGGUUUCCAGAGACGGUUCCUGUCAGCACGGUGAACAGACAAUGCUCCUCUGGACUGCAGGCGCUGUUUAACAUCGCAGGAGCCAUCAGGAGCAGAUCCAUCGACCUGGGCCUGGCAUGUGGAGUGGAGAGCAUGUCUCUGCGUUCGAUGGGGGAUCCCGGAGAUCUGAGCCCCCGGCUGACGGACUUCGACAAAGCCAGAGACUGCAUCAUCCCCAUGGGCAUCACCUCAGAGAACGUUGCAGAGAAGUUUGGGAUCUCCAGAGAAAAGCAGGACGCCUUCGCUCUCAGCUCCCAGCAGAAAGCGGCGCGGGCUCAGAGCUCCGCAGUGUUUGCUCAGGAAAUCGUUCCGGUCAGAACCAGGUUUGUGGACGACAGCGGUACAGAGCAAGCGGUGACGGUCGCUAAGGAUGAUGGGAUCAGAGCGGGAACGACUCUCGCCGGACUCAACAAACUCCGACCCGCCUUCAAACCGGACGGCAGCACCACAGCAGGUAACUCCAGCCAGGUGAGCGACGGAGCAGCGGCCGUGCUGAUUGGUCGCAGGUCAGCGGUGGAGGCUCUGGGUCUGCCGGUGCUCGGGGUCCUUAGGGCCAGCGCCGUGGUGGGGGUCCCUCCGGAUCUGAUGGGCAUCGGACCAGCGUUCGCCAUCCCUGCAGCUCUGAAGGAGGCUGGACUGACCGUGGCAGACAUCGACGUGUUUGAAAUCAACGAGGCCUUCGCCAGUCAGGCGGUGUACUGCGUGGAGCAUCUGGGCAUCCCUCUGGAGAAGGUGAACCCCAACGGAGGAGCCAUCGCUCUGGGUCACCCUCUGGGCUGCACCGGGGCGCGGCAGGUGGUGACGCUGCUGCACGAGCUGCGCCGCAGAGGCAGGAGAGCGUACGGCGUCGUGUCCAUGUGCAUUGGGACGGGGAUGGGAGCGGCGGCGGUCUUUGAAUACCCUGGACCAUAGGAGCCUGAAAUCAAGUCCUUAUCACAUGAUUUAAAACCUCUUUCGGACAGGACAGGUAAUCUGCUCUCUCAAAAACCAAAUGUCUUUACUCGGCGCAUUGGCAUUUAUCGACACUUCACAUCCUUUUGAAAGCUACCAGAGCUACGAGUUGAACCAUUGAUGGAUGAUGUUCCUUCACACCUGCUAAUGACACCAGCGUGCAGGACAGGUUUUAAAACAGAAUUGUAAGUUGUGAACAAGUCAGGUGAACAUUUACCCAGAUCUGUCUUCCUGUAAUAUCAGAGAAACAGCAGAACUUCAUUUUAAAUCAGACCUGUUUUCAUGUAGCUUUCAGAAAGGAUUUUAAAUACCAAUCACUGUUGAUGUGCUUCCUGUAUGAACAUCAUGAUCAUGUGAGCACGAUUCAUGACAUCAACAUCUCCUCUGAGCCGUGUACAAAAGGUUUUAAAGCCCUCCUUUACCGUCCAGUUUCAGUCAACAUUUCUCUCUGCUUAAAGGACACUCUGUUUGCUGUUGCCAGGAUGUAAAGGAUGUGAAAUGCAUUAAUAAUAACAUCAUAACUUGCUACAGUCCACACGAAACGUGCUAAACUCAAACCCUGUGACAUGUCUGAAAGGAGCUACGAAAUAAUGGAUCAGCCUUUAAAUGAAUCUCCCUCUGAACUCAUGCUGCUGUUCUUAUGAUGUUCAAACAGCAGCUGAUUAAGUGCCUCUGAUUUCACAUGAUGGUAGUUUUUUCAAGAACAGAUUUAUCCUGUUUUCAUUCUCUGACUAAAACUGGUUAAUAUUAUGGAGAAACUGUGAAAUAAAGACAGGGUUUUAUUGUGGUUAAAUUUCAGUUUGAGGGUGUUAGAACUAAUUCUCUUCGUCAGAUCAAAGGACCAAUCAAAUUACUGCUCUUCUUGCUUACUGUCCGAUCCGAAGUGAUUCUUAUAAAUAUCUGUACCACUUUUGUAAAUGUCUUCUAAACACUGAUUUUCUACGUGUUAAAAUAAACAAUUCCAAGGAU
Molecule: messenger RNA, 2380 nt
Organism: Eleginops maclovinus (Patagonian blennie)
Lineage: Eukaryota; Metazoa; Chordata; Actinopteri; Perciformes; Eleginopidae
Gene: acaa1
Product: acetyl-CoA acyltransferase 1
Exons: 12
Coding region: 95-1372 (425 amino acids)
Biological process (GO): fatty acid beta-oxidation; phenylacetate catabolic process
Cellular component (GO): peroxisome
Molecular function (GO): acetyl-CoA C-acyltransferase activity
Source: RefSeq, a predicted model, not a curated record